Molecule: messenger RNA, 987 nt
Organism: Chrysemys picta bellii (western painted turtle)
Lineage: Eukaryota; Metazoa; Chordata; Testudines; Emydidae
Gene: RPL7A
Product: ribosomal protein L7a
Biological process (GO): maturation of LSU-rRNA; ribosome biogenesis
Cellular component (GO): cytosolic large ribosomal subunit
Molecular function (GO): RNA binding
Source: RefSeq, a predicted model, not a curated record
CGGCCCCUUUAAAUCCUCCCCAGCUCGCUUGCGUCUCGCCUGUGUCGAGGCUUGCCUCGCUCUCGCGGGAUUUCCAGCCCCAUACAUAUAUUACCCAGCAUGCCCCGCUCUCUCUUUUUCCACCUCAAUCCAAGAUGCCGAAAGGAAAGAAGGCUAAGGGCAAGAAGGUGGCACCUGCCCCUGCUGUAGUCAAGAAGCAGGAGGCCAAGAAGGUUGUAAAUCCUCUCUUUGAGAAGAGGCCCAAGAACUUUGGCAUUGGACAGGAUAUCCAGCCCAAGCGUGAUCUAACACGUUUUGUGAAAUGGCCCCGCUACAUCAGACUCCAGCGCCAGAGAGCCAUUCUUUACAAACGUUUGAAGGUGCCCCCUGCAAUUAACCAGUUCACCCAGGCUUUGGACCGCCAAACAGCUACUCAGCUUCUGAAACUGGCUCACAAAUACAGACCUGAGACCAAGCAAGAGAAGAAACAGAGGCUGCUGGCUCGGGCUGAGCAGAAAGCUGCAGGAAAGGGGGAUGCUCCUACUAAGAGACCGCCUGUCCUCAGAGCUGGUGUCAACACUGUCACUACCCUAGUAGAGAACAAGAAAGCUCAGCUGGUAGUGAUUGCCCAUGAUGUGGACCCCAUUGAGUUGGUGGUCUUCCUGCCUGCCUUGUGCCGCAAAAUGGGAGUUCCGUACUGUAUCAUCAAGGGCAAGGCCAGACUGGGGCGGCUAGUCCACAGAAAGACCUGCACCAGUGUUGCCUUCACACAGGUUAACCCUGAGGAUAAAGGAGCCCUAGCCAAGUUGGUUGAGGCUGUCAAGACCAACUACAAUGACAGAUAUGAUGAGAUCCGUCGUCACUGGGGUGGUAAUGUGUUGGGGCCAAAAUCAGUGGCUCGCAUUGCCAAGCUUGAGAAAGCCAAGGCUAAAGAACUAGCCACCAAGCUGGGCUAAGUGUACUGGACUUGCAUUUUUCUGUACAUAAAAAAUAAAAUCUAAAACAGUG